AUGUCCUCCUCCAUCUACAACCACCGGAGCCUGCAGCCGACGGGGCCGCCCAACCGCGAGCCCGCCGCCCGCCUCAACGAAUGCUUCGAAAUCAUCCGCCAGGAGUUCGACGGCAUCACACAGGAGAACACCGCUCUGCGCUCCCAGCGGGACGAAUUCGAGUCCAAAGUCACCGGCCAAGUCAACGAACUCAACAUCAUCCGCCAGUCCAUCUACGAGCUCGAGAACUCGCACGCCAAGCUGCGCCAGAGCUACGACGAGGAGAUCGCGCGCCUCUCCCAGGAGCUCGAGCGCUACCGCCAGCAGUCCGCCGCCACCGCCGCCGCCCUCACCGCCGCCCAGCCCACCCCCGGGCCCGGCCCUGGCCCUGGCCCUGCCGGCGCCCCCCCGCUCGAGCGCUCCACCCCUGUCAUGCUCAGCCAGCCCCCGGGCCCGCCAGGCAGCGCCGGCUUCGACGCGGGUUUUCACGGGGCCCGCGAGCGCGAGCGGGAUAGGGACCGCGACCGCGACCGCUCGCUCGCCAUCGACAGGGAGCGCGAGCGGGAACGCGAAAGAGACCGAGAGCGGGACAGAGAAAGGGAUAGAGACAGGGACCGCGACCGCCUGCCCGACGCGCGCGACAGCAAGCGCAUCAAGACCGACCGCGAGCGCGUCAUCAAGACCGAUCGCCCCGAUCUCGGCUUCAGCCCGAGCCUCCCGCACCCGCUCCCCUCCUCGAGCAAGCUGCCCCCGCCCGCGAACCAGCCGCAGCCGUACCCGCCCGCCGAGGCGAGCAACGGCGCCGCCCCCGGCGCGGGCGAGGAGAUCGACCCGCACAACGUCCCGCCGGAGCUGAAGAAGGAGGGGAGCGACUGGUUUGCGGUGUUUAACCCCAAGGUGAAGAGGGCGCUCGAUGUGAAUCUGGUGCACACGCUUAUGCAUGAGAGUGUCGUAUGCUGCGUAAGAUUCUCCGCAGACGGCAAGUAUCUCGCGACGGGGUGCAACCACACCGCACAGAUUUACGACGCAAAGACGGGGCAGAAGACUUGCGUCCUCAUUGACGAGAAAGCAGACAAACAACGAGACCUGUACAUCCGCAGCGUGUGCUUCAGCCCAGACGGCAAGUUCCUCGCCACAGGCGCCGAGGACAAGACCAUCCGGAUCUGGGACAUCCAAAAGCGCAAGAUCCGCACGACCUUCGAGGGGCACCAGCAAGAGAUCUACUCGCUCGCCUUCUCGCACGACGGGCGGCUCAUCGUUUCCGGCUCGGGCGACCGCACCGCGCGCAUCUGGGACAUGCUCGACGGCUCGUCAAAGGUGCUGCACAUCGGCGCGGGCGAGGGCGGCGACGAGCCCGCGCAGGCGCCGACGCCGCCCGAGAAGGGCGCGGGCGACGCGGGCGUCACGAGCGUCGCGAUCAGCCCCGGGGGACAUUUGGUCGCUGCCGGGAGCUUGGAUGCGAUUGUGCGGAUAUGGGAUGUGCAGACGGGGACGCUCCUGGAGAGGUUGAGGGGGCAUCAGGAUAGUGUGUAUAGCGUCGCGUUUACGCCGGAUGGGAAGGGGCUCGUGAGCGGGAGCUUGGAUAAGACGCUGAGGUAUUGGGAUGUGCGGGGUGUGGGGGAGCGGAGGGGGCCCAGCGCGAACGGGAACGGGAAAAAGGAGGAGAAGGGGAUGUGUACGAUGAAUUUCACGGGGCACAAGGACUAUGUGCUCAGUGUGGCGGUGUCGCACGACGCGAACUGGGUGGUGAGCGGGAGCAAGGACCGCGGCGUGCAGUUCUGGGACUCGCGGACGGCGGUGUGGCAGUGUAUGCUCCAGGGGCACAAGAACUCGGUCAUCUCGAUCGAUCUGAGUCCUGUGGGAUCGUUGCUAGCGACUGGGAGCGGGGACUGGCAAGCGCGGAUAUGGAGCUACACAACUGUAUGACGACCCCCCUUUCUAAUUUCAUUCUCCUCCCAGAGCUGAGCGGCCUCCCUUGCUUCAUUACCCGGAUACCUCUCGUCCGUCUCUGCGCGAUUUCUUCUUGGAUCGUGUCGUGCCAUGUCAAAAUGCUUGCUUGCUUGCUCGCAUACGUACUUCUGCUGUGUCCAUAUUGUUUUCGCCUCGUAGUUGCCCUGUAUAUAGCACGAAGCCAAUGUACAUUGUACAUCGACCAG
This is a messenger RNA of Gloeophyllum trabeum ATCC 11539, 2135 nucleotides long. RefSeq names its product WD40 repeat-like protein. Lineage: Eukaryota; Fungi; Basidiomycota; Agaricomycetes; Gloeophyllales; Gloeophyllaceae. The transcript is spliced from 9 exons. The coding region runs from base 1 to 1905 and encodes 634 amino acids. Gene Ontology annotation, molecular function: protein binding. The record is from RefSeq and is a predicted model, not a curated record.